AUGGGAUAUACCCCUACUAGCAAAUUGAAUUUACCUCUAAUGGAAUUAGGUUCGAGGGACAAAUGUAUACCUGGCAGAAGAAUAACAAUAAGUACUGGCUAUGGGACUAGGGAGGUUCUACGGCCCAGUGCUGGUGUGGUGACAAACUCUAUUCCCCUUCAGAUGAUUGCAUUAAGAGCAAAUUCCACACCAAACUAUGAAGAAGAAACCGCCCAUAUAUGGAAUGUACUAUCUGAAAUGGGAACCGUAAUACCAAUCUACACUCCAUAUGUGGAAUUAAGUGAUAAUAGAAUUUUAGAAAAUUAUCCAGCUAGGCUUCCACCCAUACUAAACCAUCUACCCCAAGCCCCUAAUAGGCUACAACCGCAACCUUAUGAGGGGCUGUUGCGGAACCAACCCUGGUGGAUGCACCAACUGAAUACCCCAACUAACCGCCAGCUGAAUGAACAUAACAACUUGAAGGACACAUACUUGUGUAAUUUGGUUUGGUGGAAGGUACUAAAUCUGAUGGUGUGCCUUUAG
Molecule: messenger RNA, 522 nt
Organism: Dentiscutata erythropus
Lineage: Eukaryota; Fungi; Glomeromycota; Glomeromycetes; Diversisporales; Gigasporaceae
Source: the annotation of a GenBank genome assembly